Messenger RNA from Schistocerca serialis cubense, 10737 nucleotides. Its product is annotated as dynein axonemal heavy chain 7-like. Gene Ontology annotation, molecular function: dynein intermediate chain binding; minus-end-directed microtubule motor activity; ATP binding. Gene Ontology annotation, biological process: microtubule-based movement. The record is from RefSeq and is a predicted model, not a curated record. Gene Ontology annotation, cellular component: dynein complex. NCBI's taxonomy places the organism in Eukaryota, Metazoa, Arthropoda, Insecta, Orthoptera, Acrididae.
UUCUCAACAUGAUUUUGAAGAAUAUACUGAAAUGGUUGUAAAAUUCCAUGAUCUCUCCCUUCAAAUUCCAUGUAAGACAAUGCAUGUUGUUACGAUGUCAAUGUAUGAAAUCCACCGAGAAGGCUUAAUACAUAAUUUGGUUAUGCAAUCACGAUCACAGAGAGAUCAGAUUUUGGCAAAAAUGGCAUCUUACUAUCAAGAGAUGUGUAAACAGUUAGGAGAGGAAUAUGAAAAAAUGUCAAAUGAAGCUUUGACAGCACCUGGUAAUACUGCUGAAUUGAUGGAAUACAUUGCAAAGGUCCGGGUUAUGGAAAGUCAGACUGAUUUUGAAAUGGAGGAACGAAUUCGUGAAGUAUGUCGCUACUUGCUUUUCCUUGUCGACUACACAACAUUCACACCUUUGGAAAUGGAACAGAAUGCCAUUACAUUUGAAUGGUUUAGGCGCAUGCCCAGUGUUUUUGAUGAGCAUCGUGCUAUUGUAGAACAAAAAACUUUGGAAUUCCAAGAGGCCCUUAAGACUAAAAUUAAAGCUUUUGAAGAGGACUUAGAGUUAUAUGACAAACGAGCAGAUGAAUUUGAAACAUUUGGAGAACUUGAUAAACUGCCAAAGUAUUUGAAGAAAGCCCAACGUUUAGAUGCACGUGUUCAGAAAGCUCUUGAGCAGAUUGAUCGUUUCAAUGAAGAAGAACAAGCAUUUGGUUGGGAAUUAUCCCAGUAUCCUCUACGAAAAAAGAUUGCUGACAAAUUAGCGCCUUAUAAGAAGCUGUAUGAAAAUGCUACAGAAUUUAUAGAAAAGCAUGAAUUAUGGAUGACAAGUAAAGUUGGUUCAUUCAAUCCUGAUGAUAUAGAUCAAGAGGUUUCAACUUUAUACAGAACAAUAUAUAAAUUAGAAAAGCAGUUUGGAGAUGUUCCACCAGCAAAGGACCUGGCUAACACAGUACGUGUUCAAAUAGAAAAGUUUCGUGAAAACAUGCCAAUUAUACAGACUCUUGGAAAUCCUGGCAUGAAGGAACGUCACUGGGAAAAAGUGUCAGAGAUAGUUGGCUUUCCCAUAAAACCAGAUUUCGAACUCUCAUUAUCCAAAGUUAUAGAUUUUGGCCUAGAAGAUUUUAUCCCACGAUUUGAAGCUAUAAGUGAGUCUGCAACAAAAGAAAACAAUUUGGAGAGAGCUCUGGAGAAGAUGAAGAAAGAAUGGGCUGAUAUGGAGUUUGCAGCGAUUCCAUAUCGUGACAGUGGAACUCACAUUUUAUCAGCAGUUGAUGACAUUCAAGUUUUGCUGGAUGAUCAUAUUGUUAAAACACAGACUAUGAAGAGCUCACCAUACAUUAAGCCUUUCGAAGCUGAAAUACUACAGUGGGAAGGAAAACUGAUAUUGUUGCAGGAAAUAUUAGAUGACUGGCUUAGAGUUCAGUGCACAUGGCUAUAUUUGGAGCCUAUUUUCUCUUCACCAGAUAUUCAAAGCCAGAUGCCUGAAGAAGGAAGAAAAUUCAGUGCCGUUGAUAAGAUAUGGCGUGAUAUAAUGAAAACAGUUUUGCUUGAUACAAAAGUGUUGGCUGUUAUUGAAAUUGAUAAAAUGUUAGAACGCUUAAAGAAAUGCAAUUCUUUAUUGGAGAUGAUACAGCGUGGACUAAAUGACUACUUGGAUAAGAAAAGAAUAUACUUCCCAAGAUUCUUUUUCUUGUCAAAUGAUGAACUGCUUGAAAUUCUGUCAGAAACAAAGGACCCAACAAGAGUCCAAGUUCAUCUGAAGAAGUGUUUUGAAGGAAUAGCAAAACUGCACUUUACAGAAGAAUUGGAUGUAACUUCUAUGAAAUCAAGUGAAGGGGAGGAGGUAGCCCUUGUUGAUGUAAUUUCCACAUCUCUGGCACGUGGACAAGUUGAGAAGUGGCUGUUGGAACUUGAGGGGGACAUGAAGAAAAGUGUUCACACGAAAGUGAAAGAAUCUUUGCUGGCAUAUCCAACAAAGAAGAGAGAUGAAUGGGUUCUGGAAUGGCCAGGUCAAACUGUAUUAGCAGUUUCAAUGACUUUCUGGACUUCAGAAGUACAUGAAGCAAUCAGGAAAGGUCCUAUGGGCCUCAGUCAAUAUCUUGAUAUGAGUAAUGAACAGAUAGACAGAAUAAUUGACUUAGUUAGAGGAAAACUGUCUUUGCAGAACAGGAUUACUCUAGGUGCUCUUGUGGUUUUGGAUGUCCAUGCUAGGGACGUGCUUGCAGGGAUUAUUGACAAGAAUGUUUUAAAAGAUGAUGACUUCCAGUGGUUAUGUCAACUUCGUUAUUAUUGGGAGGAGGGCCAGAUGGUUACUCGCAUGAUAAAUUCCCAGUUAAUGUAUGGCUAUGAAUACCUGGGCAACUCACCAAGGCUUGUUAUAACGCCACUCACUGAUAGAUGCUACAGGACACUGUUUGGUGCCUUACAUCUACAUUUAGGUGGUGCCCCAGAAGGUCCUGCAGGCACAGGAAAAACUGAAACAACAAAGGAUUUGGCCAAAGCUGUUGCAAAACAGUGUGUUGUAUUCAACUGCUCAGAUGGGCUUGACUACCUUGCCUUAGGAAAAUUUUUUAAGGGACUAGCUUCUUGUGGAGCAUGGUCAUGUUUUGAUGAGUUCAAUCGAAUUGACCUUGAAGUAUUGUCUGUUGUUGCCCAACAGAUACUAACAAUACAGAGGGCAGUAAAUGCAGGUGUUGUGUCAUUAGUUUUUGAAGGAACUGAAAUAAAGUUGGAUCCAACUUGUGCUGUAUUUAUAACAAUGAAUCCAGGUUAUGCUGGACGAUCAGAACUGCCUGACAAUCUAAAGGCAUUGUUUCGAUCUGUAGCAAUGAUGGUUCCAGAUUAUGCUUUGAUUUCUGAAAUUGUUCUGUAUUCCUUUGGCUUUGUAAGUGCACGGCCUUUAGCAGUUAAAAUUGUGGCAACCUACAGGCUUUGUUCAGAGCAACUGUCAUCUCAGCAUCAUUAUGAUUAUGGGAUGCGAGCAGUGAAAUCUGUGUUAACUGCAGCUGGAAACUUAAAACUGAAAUAUCCACAAGAAUCAGAGGACAUUCUAAUGCUACGAUCAAUCAAGGAUGUUAAUUUGCCUAAGUUUCUUACACAUGAUCUUCCUUUAUUCCAGGGCAUUACUUCAGAUUUAUUUCCUGGUGUAGAACUUCCAGCACCAGAUUACACAAUUUUAAACAGAGAAGUUGAGACAGCUUGUGAAACACACAACAUACAGUGCACAGAACCUUUUCUUGAAAAGGUGCAGCAAAUAUAUGAAAUGAUGAUAGUACGACAUGGUUUCAUGAUAGUUGGUUUUCCAUUUGGUGGGAAAACUACAGCUUACCGCAUGUUAGCUGCUGGUCUAGCACUGAUUGAGGAAAAGGGUGAAAUGGAUGAACAUAAAGUAGAAAUAAUUGUGAUAAAUCCUAAAUCAAUUACAAUUGGGCAGCUAUAUGGUCAGUUUGACCCAGUUUCCCAUGAGUGGUCUGAUGGUGUAUUGGCUGUUAGCUACAGACAAUUUGCAAUUUCUCCUAACUUGAACAGAAAAUGGCUGAUAUUUGAUGGACCAGUGGAUGCUGUCUGGAUUGAGAAUAUGAAUACUGUUCUAGACGAUAACAAAAAAUUAUGUCUGAUGUCAGGAGAAAUUAUUCAGUUAGCUCCUACUACAAACUUGAUCUUCGAACCUAUGGACCUUGAAGUAGCUUCACCAGCCACAGUUUCACGCUGUGGAAUGAUUUAUAUGGAACCUGUUACUCUUGGAUGGCAGCCCUUACUUAUGUCUUGGAUGAAUACACUUCCAUCAGGUCUACCUGAGCUACAUCGUGCAGUUGUAGCAGCACUUUUCAAUCGUUUCUGCCCACCGUUGCUUUACUUUGUUAGAAAAGGUGGAUACAGGGAAUUAUGUUCUACAUCAGAAUCAAACAUGGUCCGAGCAACAAUGAAUAUGUUUGAUUGCUUCAUUGAAGAUUUUAAGGAUGAAAAAUACAUGGAAGAAAUAUCACAUCUUAACAUGAGAGCUCAAUUAGAGGGAAUAUUUUUCUUCUCUAGUGUUUGGUCCUUGGGUGGCACACUUGGUUCCACAGGGCGUCUAAAGUUUGACUUGCUUUUUAGAGGUCUUUUAGCUAAGGAGUUUCCUGCAGAUUUGAAAACUGAUUUUGGGCUUCUGGAAGAUGUUCCACCACCAUUCAAACCAUAUAUUACUCUCAUUCCAUCAGAAGGUCUUGUGUAUGACUACAGAUACUUUAAGGAGGGCAUAGGGCGUUGGAGACCAUGGACAGAAGAACUUGAAACUGCUCCACCUAUUCCCCGAGAUAUACCAGUUAAUCAGAUAAUUGUGAUUACUGUUGAAACAAUACGAAACUCUGCUGUUCUUCAACUCUUAAUUACUCACCAGAAGCCAGCUAUGUUUGUUGGCCCAACAGGAACAGGAAAAUCUGCCUACAUAACAGACCUGUUGUUGCACAAAGUGGAUGGAAACGUUUACAAGCCAUUGUUUAUUAAUUUUUCUGCACAGACUACUGCAAAUCAGACUCAAGAUAUAAUUAUGAGUAAACUUGAUAAGCGAAAGAAAGGAGUGUUUGGGCCACCACUGGGCAAAAAACUUGUUGUAUUUGUUGAUGAUGUGAAUAUGCCUUUGAAAGAAACAUAUGGUGCCCAGCCUCCAAUAGAAAUUCUGAGACAGUGGCUGGACCAUUGGACAUGGUAUGACAGGAAGGAAAUAGUACCAAUGAAACUAAUUGAUGUCCAGAUAGUGUGUGCCAUGGGUCCAGCAACAGGUGGGGCUAACACAGUCACACCUCGAUUUCUUCGCCAUUUUAAUGUUCUCUGUAUUGAUGAAUUUGAUGAUUCAACAAUGUUGACAAUAUUCAGCAAAAUUAUGUUGUGGCAUCUCGACACAAGAGGUUUCAGUAAGGAAUUUGAUCCAUGUAUUACUGAAAUUGUUGGAGCAACACUCGAAAUAUAUAAACAGUCCCGAGCUAACUUACUGCCAACCCCAACAAAAUCUCAUUAUCUUUUCAACCUCAGGGAUUUUGCAAGAGUUAUUCAGGGUGUCCUUUUAUCUGUGCCUGAAGCAACAGAAGAUCUGCUUUCAAUGAAGCGAUUGUGGGUCCAUGAGGUGCUCCGGGUUUACUAUGACAGAUUGGUGGAUGAUGCUGACAGAGACUGGAUUUUUGAUACCUUACAUGAUGUUGUAGCUGAACAUCUGAAUGAAGACCUUGAUAAAAUGUUUAAGCACCUGCUACCAAAAGGACAAAAAAGGGUUGGUGAAAGUGAAUUAAGAAAUCUUAUUUACUGUGAUUUCGCAAAUCCUAAAGCAGACUCAAGAAAUUACCUUGAGGUUUUAGAUUUAGAUCACUUGCGCUCAGUAUGUGAAGGAUAUCUUGCAGAAUUCAACAACAUGUCAAAGAAGCCUAUGAAUCUUGUUCUCUUCAGGUAAUUAUUUAAAUACAUCUACAAUAUGGAAAUCACUUGGUAAAGAACAUUUUCAAUAAUGUUUAGUAAAAAAUGCUUUUGCAGGUUUGCAAUAGAACAUCUUUCUCGUUUGUGUCGUAUUUUAAAACAGCCUCGCAGCCAUGGUCUGUUAGUUGGUGUUGGAGGCUCUGGGAGGCAGUCCCUUACACGUCUCGCAUCUCAUAUAUCUGAGUAUGAGCUGUUUCAGGUUGAAAUAACAAAAUUAUAUGGGAUGACAGAAUGGCAUGAAGACAUAAAAACAAUUUUGAAACGGACAUGUUCUUCUGAUCAGCAUGUUGUAUUUCUGUUCACAGACUCUCAGAUCAAAGAAGAGUCCUUUCUUGAAGAUCUCAGCAACCUUCUGAAUUCUGGAGAAGUUCCAAAUAUAUUUCCAACAGAUGAAAAAGCAGAUAUUUGUGAAAAAAUGCGAGUAUUUGAUCGUCAACGGGAUAAAUCUGUUCAGACCGAUGGCAGUCCAGUGGCACUAUUCAACCUUUUUGUACAAAUUGUAAGAGACCAGCUGCACAUUGUUCUUGCAAUGAGCCCAAUUGGUGAUGGAUUUAGAAAUAGCAUUAGAAAGUUUCCAGCAAUAAUUAACUGCUGCACCAUUGACUGGUUCCAGUCAUGGCCUGAGGAUGCUUUGCUUGCUGUUGCAACCCGUUUCUUGUCUGAGGUUCAGUUAGGUGAUGAAGAGAGAAAAGCAUGUAUUGAUAUGUGUCAAGAAUUCCAUACAUCUACUCAGGAUCUGUCAACUGAGUUCUUCUUGCGCCUGCGGAGGCACAGUUAUGUUACACCUACUUCAUAUCUUGAAAUGAUUAAUACUUUCAAGGAGCUAUUAUCAAAAAAGCGAGAAGAAGUUCUGAAAGGAAAGCAUCGAUAUGAAGCUGGAAUAGAGAAGCUAGAUCAUGCUGCUGAACAGGUAUCAGUGAUGCAAGAAGAACUUACGGCUCUGAAACCAAAGCUUGUUGCUGCUGCUGAGCAAGUGGAAGCUAUGAUGCAGACUGUACAAAAGGAGUCUGCUGAUGUAGCUGAGGUUGAAAAAGUGGUGAAAGCUGAAGAAGAAGUUGCAAACCAGCAAGCAGCUGCAGCUCAAGAAAUUAAAGAUGAAUGUGACAGCAGAUUAGCUGAAGCAAUGCCAAUACUCGAAGCAGCACUGGCUGCUUUGAACACACUAACAGCAGCUGAUAUUACUAUCGUAAAAACAAUGAAGAGUCCUCCAAAAGGAGUGAAAUUGGUGAUGGAAGCUAUCUGCAUUCUCAAGGAUGUAAAACCUGAUCGUAUACGUGAUCCAAGUGGAAGGAUGAUAGAAGAUUACUGGCCUCCAUCAAAACGUGUACUUGGUGACAUAAAAUUCUUGGAAAGUUUAGUAACAUUUGAUAAAGAUAAUAUUCCAGAGAAGGUUAUGAAACAGCUUACUGCUAGAAUAUUGACUGAUGAAAAUUUUGAUCCAGAUAAAAUAAGAAGUGCAUCAACAGCUGCAGAAGGACUUUGCAAGUGGGUGAUAGCAAUAUCAAAGUAUGAUAAAGUAGCAAAAGUAGUUAACCCAAAGAAACUUCUGCUGGCAGAGGCAGAAGCAGAAUUUGCUUGUGCAAUGGCCGCUUUGGAAGUGAAACGUACACAAUUGCGUGAAGUUCAAGCAAAACUUGCUCAUCUCGAAAAAGUUUUGGAGGAUAACAAAAAUAGGUAUACUAUACUGCAAAAUGACGCUGAUUUGUGUGCGAAGAAGUUGCAGCGAGCAGAGGAACUGAUUGGUGGAUUAGGUGGUGAGAGGAAUCGAUGGUCCAAUACAGCUCAUAUGUUGGGGGAGAAGUACUACACUUUAACAGGUGAUGUCCUUAUUGCAUCUGGUGUUGUAGCCUAUCUUGGGCCAUUCACCAUGCAGUUCCGAGCACAACAGAUUACUAGUUGGGUGAACAAAGUGGAGAAACUAGGUAUUACAUGCUCACAUGAUUUUGCACUAACUGCUGUGCUUGGUGAACCAGUUGAAAUACGAGCAUGGAACAUAUGUGGGCUUCCCACUGACACAUUUUCUGUUGAUAAUGGAAUUAUUAUAAAAAAUGCCAGAAGGUUUGCUCUCAUGAUUGAUCCUCAAGGUCAGGCAAAUAAGUGGGUGAAAAAUAUGGAGGAACCAAAUCGUCUGAGUGUUAUUAGAUUAAGUAAUGCUGAUUAUGUCAGAGUAUUAGAGAAUGCUAUCAGAUUUGGACAGCCAGUGCUUCUUGAGAACAUAGGUGAAGAAAUAGAUGCUGUGCUGGAGCCAGUGUUACUGAGACAGACAUUUAAGCAAGGAGGUGCACUCUGCAUAAAAUUAGGUGAUUCUGUUGUUGAAUACUCAAUGGAUUUCAGAUUCUAUAUAACAACUAAACUGAGGAAUCCUCAUUAUCUGCCAGAAAUUGCUGUGAAAGUAACUCUAGUAAAUUUUAUGAUUACACCUGCUGGUCUGCAAGAUCAGCUAUUAGGCAUUGUAGUGGCGAAAGAAUUGCCUGCCUUAGAAGAGGAAAAGAAUCAGCUAAUUGUACAGGGUGCUGAAAAUAAAAGGAUGCUGAAAGAAAUAGAAGACAAAAUUCUUCAUGUGUUAUCUGCAUCAGAAGGAAAUAUCUUGGAAGAUGAAACAGCUAUUCAGGUAAUAAGUUCUUCAAAAGUAUUGGCCAAUGAAAUUCAAGAGAAGCAGGCAGUGGCUGAAGUAACAGAGAAAACUAUUGACAAAGCUCGUUUGGAGUACACACCUAUAGCUGUUCACUCUACAGUUUUGUUCUUCAGUAUAGUUGACUUAGAUAACAUAAAUCCAAUGUACCAGUAUUCUCUGAUAUGGUUUGUCAAUUUGUUCAAAGUAGCAAUUGAUAACACAGAAAAAGAGUUUGAAAUAGAAAAAUGGCUUGCGUCACUCACUAGAAAUUUUACAUAUUCACUGUAUGUUAAUAUAUGCCGCAGUCUCUUUGAGAAGGACAAACUGCUAUUCUCACUCUUAUUAACUGUGAAUUUGCUUCGAAACAAAAAUGAGUUGGACAAUGCAGAAUGGAUGUUUUUUCUCACUGGUGGUGUGGGAUUGGACAACCCCUAUCCAAAUCCUGCUAAGUGGCUUCCACAGAAAUCAUGGGAUGAGCUGUGUAGACUUAAUGAUCUCCCAAACUUUAAGGGCGUUCGAGUUGAUUUUGUGGACAGCAUUGAUAAAUGGAAAAGAGUAUUUGAUGACCCAGAACCACAUAAUUGCCCAUUGCCAAAACCUUGGAAUGACAAAUUGAGUAAUUUCCAGAAAAUGUUGAUCUUCCGGUGCAUUCGAUCAGAUAAAGUGGUGCCUGCUGUCCAUAGAUUCGUCCUUGAGAAUCUAGGAAAAGAGUUUGUUGAACCUCCGCCUUUUGAUCUGACGUCAUCUUACUGUGAUUCACACUGCUGCAUACCAUUAAUAUUUAUCUUAACACCGGGAGCAGAUCCUACUGCUGUUCUACUUAAGUUUGCAGAUGAUCAGGGAUUUGGUGGAAGCCGGCUGGCCUCUUUAUCCUUAGGGCAAGGACAAGGCCCGAUUGCCUUGCAGUUAAUAGAGGAAGCUUCAAAGAACGGUAGCUGGGUACUGCUACAAAACUGUCACCUUGCCAAAAGUUUCAUGCCAUCUUUGGAAAAGGUUUGUGAAAGCUUUACACCUGAAACAACACACCCGGAUUUUCGAAUGUGGUUAACAUCUUAUCCUGCGGAUCACUUUCCAGUCACAGUGCUGCAGAAUGGUGUCAAAAUGACAAACGAGCCUCCAAAGGGUUUGAGAGCCAAUAUAUUAAGGUCAUACUUGAGUGAUCCAAUAUCUGAUCCAGACUUCUUCGAAAGCUGCAAUCAGCCAUUGAAUUUUAAGCGACUCCUUUUUGGAUUAUGCUUCUUCCAUGCACUGACACAAGAAAGGAGAAAAUUUGGUCCUCUUGGAUGGAAUAUACCAUAUGAAUUUAAUGAGACUGAUCUUCGUAUCAGUGUGAGACAACUGCACAUUUUCUUAAAUCAAUAUGAGGAUGUGCAGUUUGAUGCUCUUCGUUACUUAACUGGAGAAUGCAAUUAUGGGGGUCGUGUUACCGAUGACUGGGAUCGACGAUGUCUCAACACUAUUCUUGCCAAGUUUUACUGCAAAGAACUUCUUGAAGAAGAUUUUUAUCCAUUUGACCCAACAGGAAAAUACUAUGCUCCAAAAGAAACAACCUAUGAAGCAUAUUUAAACUAUACACGGUCCUUACCUCUAAUUACACACCCAGAAGUUUUUGGAAUGAAUGAAAAUGCAGAUAUUAUGAAAGAUCAACAGGAGACUGAUCUUCUCCUCAGCAGCAUGCUCCUGACCCAGGACACAUUAGGGGGAGACACAGGAGCUAAAUCCCCUGAUGAAAUAGUACUUGAUGUAUCAGGUGACAUUCUAAAUAAACUUCCUGAAAACUAUGACAUAGAAGCUGGAAUGCGGAAAUAUCCAGUUUCUUACAACCAAUCAAUGAACACUGUGCUUGUACAAGAAAUGGGACGUUUUAACCUUCUACUAAGCUGCAUUAGAUCAAGUCUGCGAAAUGUCCAGAAAGCAAUAAAAGGUUUGAUUGUAAUGUCUUUUGAACUGGAAGAAGUAGUGUCUAGUAUUCUAACUGGCAGAGUUCCAGGUUUGUGGCAGAAGCAUUCUUAUCCAUCUCUUAAGCCGCUUGGAAGUUAUGUCAAUGACUUUCUAGCUAGGCUGCAGUUUCUGCAGAAAUGGUUCGAUGAAGGGCCACCACCUGUCUUCUGGGUUUCUGGAUUUUUCUUUACACAGGCAUUCUUGACUGGUGCACAACAAAAUUAUGCUCGAAAAUAUUCCAUUCCCAUUGAUCUGCUAAUAUUUGAUUUUGAGAUGAUGUCAGAGGAGACAUACGAUACUCCACCAGAUGAUGGGGUUUAUAUUGAUGGACUUUUUCUCGAUGGAGCAAGGUGGAAUAAGGAAAUUCAUUCCCUUGAUGAAUCAGAGCCUAAAAUACUCUACAGUGUUGUGCCUGUUAUAUGGCUCAAACCUAUAGAGAAGUCUGAAUUUGUGCCAGGUGAGACAUACACUUGUCCUGUAUACAAAACUUCUGAGAGACGUGGUGUGCUAUCUACAACAGGUCACUCAACAAACUUUGUGAUAGCUAUGCUAUUACCAACUUCUAAACCACCCGAGCAUUGGAUAUUAAGAGGUGUAGCAAUGUUAUGUCAGCUGUCACAGUAGCAAAAGAGCUUUUGUUCUUCACUUUGUUUGUUUUCCCUUAUUUGUAAAUAUGUAUUUAUAUAUAUCUUUAUAUAUCUAACUGUAUAUUGAUGAGCAUUAUUUUUGUAAUAAAGAAGCUAAUGUGC